AUGAGAGACGCUGUGCUCAUGUUAAUUGCUAUUGAGUUGUUGUUUUGCUUCUUGGGAGUCAAAUGCGGUCAAGGAUGGCGCUUUCCCGACGACAGGAAAACAAUCAAAGACUUGGAGAAGUCAUCUGAGACUGAAGAUAAGUCUUCUGGUUAUAGAAUAAUCAUCCCAGAUGUACCAACAACUUCUGCAUCUACUAAAUCAACAGUUGAUGCAGAAUCAUCAAAAUCCACUACCAGCAGUUCAAUGAUGUCCUCAACAACAUUGAGUGCAAUUGAGUCUUCGACAAUCACUUCUUCAGUGUCUCCAUCGACAACAACUUCCACAGCAACGAGCACAAGUACCCCAAAGACUUCAAGUACAACAAUUACUUCUUCUCCAGCGACAACAACAACAAUUGGCUUCAGGCCGCCGAGAUAUCAAGAAGAUUCCCAUUCUCCUUAUGCACACGAGUACGGCAAUCGUCGGCGUAUGCACCAUUUCCAUCACUCUCCACAUUUGUACUGA
Phlebotomus argentipes is the source of this 504-nucleotide messenger RNA. RefSeq lists its product as uncharacterized. Bases 1 to 504 code for a protein of 167 amino acids. The record is from RefSeq and is a predicted model, not a curated record. Lineage: Eukaryota; Metazoa; Arthropoda; Insecta; Diptera; Psychodidae. The transcript has a single exon.